Molecule: messenger RNA, 2728 nt
Organism: Eucalyptus grandis
Lineage: Eukaryota; Viridiplantae; Streptophyta; Magnoliopsida; Myrtales; Myrtaceae
Product: serine/threonine-protein kinase ATG1c
Biological process (GO): autophagy; peptidyl-serine phosphorylation
Cellular component (GO): cytoplasm
Molecular function (GO): protein serine/threonine kinase activity; ATP binding
Source: RefSeq, a predicted model, not a curated record
CCCACGCUCCAUAUCGAAAUCCCACUUCCAUCGAUUUCAUCUUCUCUCCUUCUCUCUCUCUCUCUCUCUGGUUUCGUCGAUUCUCGCUCGGCUCUCUUCCCACCUCGCCGUCGCGCUCGGCGAUUCAGGCGCAAGGGCCCAAAGCCCACGUGUCGCGGCGCCCGAUUAGCUCGUCGCGCAGCUCCGAUUCGCCGGAUCCGGCGGCCGAGCUCGGCGUCCGAUCGAUUCUAGGGUUUCGUCCUUUCUUCCGUCUCGUCAAUGGCGCAAUCGGCGGGGAGGGGGAGGGUGGUCGGGGAUUACCUGGUGGGCAAGAAAAUCGGGUCGGGGUCGUUCUCCCUGGUGUGGCACGCGCGGCACCGGUCCCACGGGAUGGAGGUCGCGAUCAAGGAGAUCGCCACCGACAAGCUCAACAAGAAGCUGCAGGAGAGCCUCUUGUCCGAGAUAUACAUACUGAGGAACAUCGACCACCCGAACAUCGUUCGGCUGCACGAAAUCAUUGAGGCCCCUGGGAAAAUACAUCUUGUACUGGAAUACUGCAAAGGUGGUGACCUUUCCUCGUAUAUCAAUCGCCGCGGAAGAGUUCCUGAAGAGAUUGCUAAGCACUACAUGCAACAGCUAGCAAACGGUCUACAAGUUCUUCGUGACAAUAAUCUUAUACACCGGGAUCUGAAACCACAGAAUCUCCUUCUAUCUACCAAUGAUGAACGUUCUGUAUUAAAGAUUGCAGAUUUUGGAUUUGCAAGAUCGUUGCAACCAAAGGGCCUUGCAGAAACUUUGUGUGGUUCACCUCUUUAUAUGGCACCAGAGAUCAUGCAACUUCAGAAGUAUGAUGCUAAGGCAGAUCUCUGGAGUGUUGGUGCAAUACUGUUUCAGCUUGUGACUGGAAAAACCCCAUUCACUGGGAACAACCAAAUGCAGUUGCUUCAGAACAUUGUAAAAUCGACAGAGUUGCAGUUUCCUCCUGAAAGUAGGGAUCUAAGCUUUGACUGCAAAGAUUUGUGCCAGAAGUUACUUCGCCGUAAUCCAGUUGAACGUUUGACUUUUCAAGAGUUCUUCAACCACUCAUUUCUGUCCCAGAAGCAGCCAGAUGGUUUGUUGAGAAGUAGCAAGUUUUCAAGAACCUUGGAUAGUUUUCCUUCAUCAGAGUCUGAUCCCGUGAAGAAUGAAGAGGAAUUGGUUCAUGAUGAUUGUUUUCCCUUUUUUCUUGAUGAUGAUUGUAAUGGUUCAGUUAGGAGUCCAUCCUUUUCAAGUAGGAGGACCCCAACACAGUCGAUUCAGGGAUUAACUGAUCCAAAGAUUGAUAAGAGAGAAUUGCCAUCCGCUGCUUUUAGUUACAGACGAAAUUCAAGGGACAGUAGUAGCAGCAACAUGAAGAUAGAGAAUGAUAGCUUUAGGCCUGACACUUAUAGUAAUUCUGAUGCAAAACCAAACGAUCCUUUGUUGGACCAAAGACCAAUGAACAGUCGCUCAAGAGUCGCAGACUCAAUGGAGUUGAUUGAUGACUAUGUUCUAGUUCCUGGACCUCCUUUGGAUGUCUCAUCUUCCUCUCUUAGUGCUUCUAAGACAAGCCAGUUUCCAUUCAAAUCAGAUAGUCCACCUCAGGCAUCUCAUGAAGUGGCUUUCCCAUCAAGUGCCCCAGUUUCAAUUGGUCUUUUAAGGAGGGGUAAUAUUUACCAAAUGGGAAGCGUUGGAAGUUCUACUGUUGCUCGAGGGACUUCAUUUGAAUCCAUGGAUAAUGUAGAUGCCUUGGAAAGGCCAUCGUCUCACUGUAUGAUGAGAAUUAUGUUAUUGCAACAGUUCACAUCUAUCAUCAAGCAACUAGUGAAUAAAGAGAUGGAGAAGGAAAAGCAUUUGAAAGCAUUUUCAAUCCAGCUUGUGAUUCUUGCUAUAUGGAAACAAGCAUUGCACAUAUGCCAUACAGAGGCUGCAUCUGCUACGGAAGGAAGUCCCAGCCCAGUGACUGAUGCUUACAACACCUUAGGGCCGGAGGAGGUUUCCAUCCAUAUCGAGGGUGAAUUUCUUCGAGAAGUGGAGCAUGCUGAGGAACUUGCGAAGGUUAUUGAACCAGGAAGUAGAGAAAUGCCAUUGCCAGAUGCGAUGGAGGCAAUAUUUCAAUCUGCUCUUGAUCUUGGCAGACGUGGGGCUGUUGAAGAACUUAUGGGUAAUGCAGAUGCAAAAUCAUCGUAUUCAAAGGCUGUGCAGCUGUUACUCUUUCUUCUAGUGGAGGCGCCAUCACUUCACCUCAAUCCACCUUUCUCCCUCACUAACUCAGACCGAUAUAGGCUUCGUAAUUACAUUAAUAUGCUUAAGAACAGAAUUGAUUAAGGUCGGGCAUGGCUCUUCACAAAAGCGAAGACCUGCAAUGAGCCACAUAGCCAAUGAAAGUUACUUUACUCCCUCUCCCUAUUAACUUUGCUCCUGCUACGACACUGUAAAAUAAUUUAUCUGUACAGUUAUUCUUCAUGUGACCGGGGUAAAUUGGUAGGAGAGGAUUUGUAAAUAGGCUGGAGGAUGAAAAAUUCUCAAGUUCUGUGCAGAAAUUAGCAAAAUGCCUUCACUUGUUUUCAUAGGAGGUGUUUCAGCCAGUCAUUAUAUUCCUUUAAGAUUCAGAGAGUUUUGUCAUUGUAUAUACCACAAUUUGACUUGUCCCACUAAAUUUCCACUGGACAAUGAUGUGAGGGUUACUCUGUUGAGCUCUCUAUCUUUGGAAUACUGCACCUGACAAAAA